AUGCCGGAUAUCAAUUCCUUGGACUGUGCUCGUCCUCUCGGCGGUGCAGUAGCUGCCCAUAGCUACUCUUCGCAUCCAGAGCCCGAUGUUGAGGAUCUGUCUGGCCAUGAAGAAAUCCCUGGCCAUCCUCUGGGCGUGAAGCCUAGUGGCAAUGCUUUGCUCGCCGCAGAGAACCUGCGCCAUGCAAUUGGCACUUUUAACAUCCUACCGGAUGAGUUGAUAUUGAUGUUGCUCGAAUACCUCGAUGGUCCCAGUCUGUUGAAUAUUGGACAGACGUGCAAGGCAUUUUAUGCUUUCACCAGAGCCGAGGAUCUCUGGAAAGCUCUUUUCACCGGGGGACUGCUUAUUCUUGUUGGUUCCUGGGACGUGGCACUCUACUGUCUCAUCGCUUCUCCUCCCGCUUCGUUCUCAUGGAAAGGAACAUGGCGCUCAACUUAUCUUAACAUUCCUCCGUCGGAAGAGUGCAUCCUAGACUGCUCGAAUUUAUUCUCGGAUGUCCUGCACCGACCCUUCCACUGCGCCCAUAUAUCUUUAGAUCCCUAUAUUAAGAAUAUCCCUGCCCGCAACCAAAUUGCCCGUCUCCCCGAUCUCUCUUUUGAGGAUUUCAAUGAAAAAUGGAGCGACACGCCCUUCAUCUUGACUGAGCCUGUGAAACAAUGGCCAGCCUACAAGAACUGGUCCGUAAACAUGCUUUUGGAUCACUACGGCGAGGCUAUUUUCCGCGCAGAGGCAGUGGACUGGCCGCUCCAUACUUAUGUUGAUUACAUGCACAACAACUCCGACGAGAGUCCCCUCUAUCUGUUCGACCGGGCCUUUGUAUCAAAAAUGGGCCUCAAAGUCGGUCAGCCGGACCAGGAGCCUGACGCCACUUACUGGCCUCCCAGCUGCUUUGGAGAGGACUUCUUCUCCGUGCUGGGGAACGAUCGCCCUGACAGGCAAUGGCUGAUCAUUGGACCCGAGCGGUCUGGAAGUACCUUCCACAAGGACCCGAACGCUACCAGCGCCUGGAAUGCGGUUGUCCGUGGUUCAAAAUACUGGAUCAUGUUCCCAUCGUCUUCGAAGCUCCCGCCGCCUCCGGGCGUCUAUGUGUCAGACGACCAGAGUGAAGUGACUUCCCCUCUUAGCAUUGCUGAGUGGCUUUUCGGUUUUCACGCGGAGGCACGACGUAGCCCAGGCUGCAUCGAGGGGAUUUGUCACGAGGGCGAGAUUCUCCACGUUCCUUCGGGUUGGUGGCACUUGGUCGUCAACAUUGAGCCAGCUAUUGCCAUUACUCAGAACUUCAUACCCCGUGCCCACCUGAGCGCUGCGCUGGACUUCUUGUCUAACAAGGCAGACCAGGUUUCAGGUUUCAGAAAGGACGUUAACAAUCCCUACGAACGGUUUGUGGCGCAGAUGCAGAAAUCGCAUCCUGAGCUAUUGGAACAGGCGCAGGCAGAGCUGCAGAAGAAGAACGAGGGGAAGAAACGCAAGUGGGACGAAAUUGUGCACGGAAAUGCAGAGCAAGACGGAGGUGAUGCCGCCGAAGGAGGCGGGUUUAGCUUCGGGUUUGGAGAUGACAGCGAUGUUGAAGUCCCCUAA
Messenger RNA from Aspergillus eucalypticola CBS 122712, 1578 nucleotides. RefSeq names its product putative F-box and JmjC domain protein. The transcript is spliced from 3 exons. Gene Ontology annotation, molecular function: cis-regulatory region sequence-specific DNA binding; protein binding. The record is from RefSeq and is a predicted model, not a curated record. Gene Ontology annotation, cellular component: nucleus. Lineage: Eukaryota; Fungi; Ascomycota; Eurotiomycetes; Eurotiales; Aspergillaceae. The coding region runs from base 1 to 1578 and encodes 525 amino acids.